ACUGGAUGUCGGACUACUCACUUCGUCAUAAAACAUUCAAAUAUAUCAAUAAAUCCUUCAUUUACUUUCAACCCAUGAAACAAUAGAAAAUCUAUUACAUUAUCCGCCAUUUUGUUGAAAGAAACGCGCACAAGAUGGCGACGAACUUCACGGACGAUAUUGGCCCCAUGGCUUAUCCUCUAAAAAUGGUCUCCAAGGAGGUGGUCGAGCACAUGCUUGGCUGGAACAUCCCCGAAGAACACCAGGACCUGGUCCACGACCAUUGGAGGAACUUCCCAGCAGUCAGCAAGUACUGGCAUUACGUCCUCGCACUUAUCUACACGAUGCUGAUGGUUACCUCACUACUUGGGAACGGCAUAGUCAUCUGGAUAUUUGGAACGUCAAAAUCCCUACGAAGCCCAAGCAACAUGUUCGUCAUCAACUUAGCAGUGUUUGACCUGAUGAUGAUGCUGGAGAUGCCGUUACUCAUCAUGAACUCUUUCUACCAGCGACUGGUCGGCUACCAGCUCGGGUGUGACAUUUACGCCGUCCUCGGUUCCUUGUCGGGUAUUGGAGGAGCCAUCACCAAUGCUGUUAUAGCAUUUGACAGAUACAAGACUAUCUCCUGCCCCCUUGAUGGACGGAUAAACAAAGUGCAGGCGGCCAUAUUGAUUGCCUUCACUUGGUUCUGGGCGAUGCCCUUCACCGUCCUGCCAGCUCUCAAGAUCUGGGGACGAUUUGUACCCGAGGGCUUCCUCACUACGUGUUCCUUCGACUACUUCACUGAUGACCAGGAUACGAAGGUGUUCGUCGGCUGCAUCUUCGUGUGGAGCUACGCGAUACCAAUGGCGCUCAUCUGCUACUUCUACUCACAGCUGUUUGGUGCUGUUCGCCUUCACGAGCGCAUGUUAUCAGAGCAAGCCAAGAAGAUGAACGUCAAGUCGUUGGCCGCGAACAAGGAGGACGCGAGCCGGAGCGUUGAGAUCAGAAUCGCUAAAGUAGCCUUCACUAUAUUCUUCCUGUUCGUCUGUGCGUGGACUCCUUAUGCCUUCGUCACUAUGACUGGUGCUUUUGGUGAUAGGAGCCUCUUGACUCCCAUAGCGACGAUGGUGCCAGCUGUCUGCUGCAAGGUGGUGUCCUGCAUAGACCCAUGGGUGUAUGCCAUUAAUCAUCCCAGAUACAGGGCGGAGCUCCAGAAGCGUCUCCCCUGGAUGGGAGUCCGUGAACAGGACCCUGACAGUGUCUCCACCACGACCAGCGUCGCCACUGCGCAGUCUACCGCCCAACCUACUGCUGAAGCUUAGAUCCCCCACAGAAACUUCCAGAAAUACUGGUACAAAGAGACUUUUUUGCAACACCAUCAUAACAGUCAAAUAUUUAGGAAUUAUUUUGAUUUUUCAGUUUUUUCUUAAUUUUCUGAUGAUUUAUAUAGUCUGUGGUUGAAUUUCAAAAGUGGCUAACAUAACUGUCACUCAUGAUGUAAAUUGUCAUGCAAGCGUGUGAAAGCUAUUUCUAAAAUGUCAUAUUGAAAUCAGUUCUUAUUCUAUUUGACGUAAACAUAUUCCUACCCACGUAAACGUACCCUUAAAAUUAGAUUAUUUUCUAAAUAUAGUACCAAUAUUUUCUCCCGUCAUUUCUUAUGAGUAACCAGGAAAGGUUUUGGCGGGAAACCCUUUCAAAUAAUAAGUUCCUCGUCUAUUGACAAUGUAACAACAGAAACCUGUCAACUGAGUGUAAAUAAUUACAAAUAUUUUUCGUCUAUAUUUUUCUGUCAUUUUAACACAUUUUUUUGACAAAUUUUACUGUUAUGUCAUUUUUUUAUUUGGUAAACUCAUAAUAUUAUUCUGUAAUCAAUAUCUCAUUGUACCAGUAUUAAGGAUUAAAAAACGACACAAGCAAGUCUAUGGUUCAACGAGUAUACAAACCAUAUUUUUUUACGAAGCAAAUAUAAAAAAAAUAUAUAUUAAAAAAAUACGGACUGAUCCCGACGACCUCGCUGAUUUUAUGAACAAAUAAAAAUAUUAUACUGCAACA
Molecule: messenger RNA, 2013 nt
Organism: Spodoptera litura
Lineage: Eukaryota; Metazoa; Arthropoda; Insecta; Lepidoptera; Noctuidae
Gene: Rh5
Product: Rhodopsin 5
Biological process (GO): visual perception; G protein-coupled receptor signaling pathway
Cellular component (GO): membrane
Molecular function (GO): G protein-coupled receptor activity
Source: RefSeq, a predicted model, not a curated record